This is a messenger RNA of Cygnus olor (mute swan), 7804 nucleotides long. RefSeq names its product RNA binding motif protein 15 (gene RBM15). Gene Ontology annotation, biological process: regulation of alternative mRNA splicing, via spliceosome. Gene Ontology annotation, molecular function: mRNA binding. The transcript has a single exon. Lineage: Eukaryota; Metazoa; Chordata; Aves; Anseriformes; Anatidae. The record is from RefSeq and is a predicted model, not a curated record. The coding region runs from base 87 to 2963 and encodes 958 amino acids. Gene Ontology annotation, cellular component: nucleus.
GAUGGCGGCGGGUGCGUGAGCGCGGCGGGCGGGCAGUCGGGGAGGCCGCCGGGGCGCGGGGGGGGGCCCGGCCGCCGCCCGCCGCCAUGAAGGGCAAGGAGCGCUCCCCCGCCAAGGCGAAGCGCUCGCGGGGCGGCGGCGAGGACUCGGCCUCCUCCUCCUCCUCCUCGGCGGCGGCGGCGCGCGGCGAGCGGAGCGGCAAGAAGCCGGGCGGCUCCGGCGGCUCCAACGGCGGCGGCGGGAAGGCGGCGGCGGCCUCCGCGGACGGCGGCGGCGGCCGGCGGGGCCCGCACCCGGACAAGGCCGCCCGCGCCGGCAGCCGCGAGUACGAGGCCGGGGCGGCGGCGGCGGCGGCGGGCGGCGGGGGCGGGCGGCACGGCUACGGCGGCGGCAAAGCCGCGGAGCCGUCGCGGAGCGGCGGCAGCCGGGGCGGCGGCGGCGGCGGGGGCGAGUCCCGGGCCCCGGCGGCGGCCGCCCCGUCCUCCGAGGCGGGCGGCGGCGGCGAGUACAAGACGCUGAAGAUCAGCGAGCUGGGCUCGGCGCUGAGCGACGAGGCGGUGGAGGACGGGCUCUUCCACGAGUUCAAGCGCUUCGGCGACGUGAGCGUCAAAAUCAGCCGCCUCCCGCCCGGCACCGGCGCCGCCGACGAGCGCGUGGCCUUCGUCAACUUCCGCAGGCCCGAGGACGCCCGCGCCGCCAAGCACGCCCGCGGCCGCCUCGUGCUCUACGACCGCCCGCUGAAGAUCGAGGCCGUCUACGUGGGGAGCGGCGGAGGGAGCGGCCGGCGGCGCGGCAGCCGCUCCCCGGCGCUGCUGGACAAGGAGUCGCCCUACGGCGCGGCGGCUGUGGGGGUCGCGGCGGCGGCGGCGGCGGCUGUGCGGCACCCCCCGGCCGGGGCGACGCAGCGGGCCUUGUCCCCCGCCGGCAGCGGCGGGGCCCUGGGCUAUCGAGACUACCGGCUGCAGCAGCUCGCCCUCGGCCGCCUGCCGCCUCCGCCCCCUCUGCCCAGGGAGCUGGAGAGGGAGAGGGACUACGGGGGCUUCUACGAAGCGCGAGUGCGGCCGGCCUAUGGGCUGGAGCGGGUGGCCGGCGUGGCGGCUGCCGGGGGCUUCCGCGGAGGAGGCGGGGGCGCCGGAGCCGCCGGCGAGGAGGAGAUCAGCCCGGAGGACGACCAGAGAGCCAACCGCACGUUGUUCCUGGGCAACCUGGACAUCACCGUGAGCGAGACAGAUUUACGCCGAGCCUUCGACCGUUUUGGGGUCAUCACUGAGGUGGACAUCAAAAGGCCGGGUCGGGGGCAAACCAGCACGUACGGUUUUCUUAAAUUUGAGAAUCUGGACAUGGCGCACCGGGCCAAGCUGGCCAUGUCAGGCAAGGUGCUUCUGCGCAACCCCAUCAAGAUCGGGUAUGGCAAAGCCACUCCGACUACCAGGCUUUGGGUGGGUGGCUUGGGGCCCUGGGUGCCCCUUGCUGCCCUGGCCAGGGAGUUUGAUCGUUUUGGCACCAUUCGCACUAUUGAUUACCGCAAAGGUGACUCGUGGGCCUACAUCCAGUACGAGAGCUUGGACGCGGCGCAGGCGGCCUGCGCCCACAUGCGUGGCUUUCCCUUGGGCGGGCCGGAUCGCCGGCUCCGCGUGGACUUUGCGGAUACUGAGCAUCGGUACCAGCAGCCCUACCUGCAGCCUCUGCCCUUGCCGCCCCCUGCUCAUUACGAGCUAGUGGCAGAGGCAGCUGCUUUUGGGGCUCACCGGGGGGCCCCGCCUGAUCCGCUCCGGGGGGCCCGGGACAGGACGCCGCCAUUACUCUAUAGAGACCGUGACAGAGACCUUUAUCCCGAGACGGAGUGGGUGCCACCCCCGCCCCCUGUACGGGAUAGGAGUAACCGGGCAGCUGCCUAUGACCCCCUGGAAAGCCUAGAACGGCGUCGGGAUGGUUGGUCCUUGGAGCGGGACCGAGGGGAGCGGGAGUUGGGCAGCAGUAGCAGGGAGCAGCCUAGAAAGCGGAGGCUGGCAGAGGACGGAGGCCGGCACUUGGACCGCUCGCCAGACAGCGAGCGCUCCUCUUCCUCCCGAAAGCGUCACUGUUUGGCCACCACCUCUCCCCCAGACCGCAGCCCAGAGCUCCUUGGAGGGAGGGAGCGUUACAGCAGCGACCCGGAGCGCUCGUCCUCCCGCUUGCUGCUGUUGGAGCGGCCCUCACCCAUUCGGGAGUCGCGCAGGGGCAGCCUGGAGCAGGGCCAGAACGAAAAGCGCGACCGCAAGAAUUCCGCUGAAAGGGAGCGGAAGCAUCGCGCUUCUGCGGCAGCCGCCGCGCAGGAGUGCAAAAGUCCAGCCAAAAAGGAUGAACGCGCUACAGAAGGAGGUGGCGGAGGCUCCCGGCUCAAACCUCCACCUCAGAAACAGCAGCAGGACGGAGCGCCGCAGGCCGGGGGAGCCUCCAAGCUGUGCUUGGCUUGGCAGGGGAUGCUUCUGCUGAAGAACAGCAAUUUCCCGUCCAAUAUGCAUCUGCUUCAGGGGGACCUCGGAGUUGCCAGCAGCCUCCUGGUGGAAGGAGCGACUGGUGGGAAAGUAGCGCAGCUCAAGAUCACCCAGCGUCUGCGUCUGGACCAGCCCAAGCUGGACGAGGUGAACCGCCGCAUCAAGGUGGCGGGCCCCAACGGCUACGCCAUCCUUUUGGCUGUGCCGGGCACAUCAGACAACCGCUCCGCGGCUGGAGCUAGCGAGGCCGCUACGACCUCCACCCAGAGGCCGCUCAGGAAUCUGGUGUCCUACCUAAAGCAAAAGCAGGCUGCUGGGGUGAUCAGCCUCCCUGUGGGGGGCAACAAAGACAAGGAGAACAGCGGGGUCCUGCACGCCUUUCCGCCCUGCGACUUCUCCCAGCAGUUCCUGGACUCCACGGCCAAGGCGCUGGCCAAAUCAGAGGACGACUAUCUGGUCAUGAUCAUUGUCCGGGGGGCAUCCUAAGGCCCUCGUGUUCUCUGUACCCAACCCUGCCUACUCCUCCACACAGCCCCUCCAGCGUGUGCCAGGUGCUAUGGGAUACAGCCUUAGCCAGCCCUGUCAUUAUUUUUAAUUAGAUCUUUGUUUGUAGGUGACUUUCCCUGCCCAUUUUUCUGUUACUACAUUUUUCUAUAAAGUUAGGAGCCAGAAAGGUUGGUUAGCCGUUAGUGUGAAUAGGAAGUUUUGAGAAUCCCUUAUCCGUGGGGAUAGCUGGGAGGCUAGGCCUGCUUUGAUUUACAAAAAAAAAAAAAAAAAGAAAAAAAAAGGAAAAAAAAAAAGAAAAAAAACUGGGGGAGGGGGUGGAAGAACAAACUCCCGUCUUCGUAAUUUUGAUUCGUGUCCUUUUUUCAUUUCAUGUAUUUUAAAGCAAGUUCGAUAGCUCAUUCUCUAGAGUUACAAACCUAAAAGACCAGAUUUAAAGCACUCAGUAUUUUAAAUGGAAAACCACAGCCCUGCUAGUGGACUGGUGUCAACUCAUUUUUGAGUCACUGAAAUUCUGUGACGGCCUCAGGCCAGCGGCCCUUUGGCGCGCACGAUCCCUUUCCUCAGGAGCCUGAAUGGUUUCCCUUUGAGUUGCAUGGCUCGAGGUUGAUUUCUUUCAGGUGACCAGCACCUGCUCUUGGGUACACUGCAGAACAUGAAUUCCUUUAUCGGGUGUUUGAUAAGUUCAUCCGGCCCCACGAAAUGCAUGCACUGAAGGUAUGCUUUUUUAACAGGUGUAUUUCUCCUAUUUCUCUGAGUUCUGUCGUAUCCCAUAUAUGCACUUUGGGUUUGUAGCAGCGACGAUGUUUGGUAAAUAGCUGAGGACUUUGUUACAAACCAUGAAUGUCUUGUGCUUACUCUGGUAUGCAAGCAACAAGGAGGUGCUUUAAGAAUAACCUUAGUUAUAUUGUGGUUUUUUGUUUUUACUGCCUUUUUCAAAGAGUUGCAGGUACAGUGGGGUCUGGUUCCACAGUGCAAACUCUGAGCAAGUGUGCUUCUCUCCAGAGAUGGUUUUAAUUCUGUAAUAAUUUAAUUACAUAAAAGUUCUCAUUAUCAUUUUACCUCUUUGUUAAUAGCAAGGAACUGCUGUCUGCUAGAGACUUUUCAGGUACAGUACAGUGGGCAUUACAUGAGGUUUAUAAUUCUGUGAUAACCUGGAGCAAGGUGCUUUCAGCAUCUUGGAGAAGUUUAAAAGUAAUUCGGGGUGCUGAGGUGAGAGUUCUUCUUCGUGUUAUCCUAGGAGGAAGCAGUUUGCCUUUUUCCCAAAGAACUUUGUUCAUUUUCUCGUGUGCGUUUCUCCCCUCGCUGGGCGCUCUGCUCCAGCUGUUUUGGACGCCUGGCUAAUACAGGCAGCUCUGAGGGAGGAAGGGAUCCAAGUCCCUCGUUCUGUUUAACAACCGCAGGGGUGUUGCAGCUAGCUUCUCAAAGUGUAAAUCUGACUGUAUCUAUAUAAAGGCCCUAAAAUGUGACCUUGCACUUAAAGCCAGAAUGUAAUCUUGCACUUAGCCACAUUUUAAGAGGCGGGCAAUGUACACGCGAUGCUGCUUCACUCGGUUGGUCCUCCGACGCGUCCCCUGGGUAACUGCUGUGGGGCAAGCUGCUUUCUGUUUCAACUUAGAUGACGCAAAAAUCAAAUUCAGAUGUGGGAUGGGCUGCCAGUAGUACCUGAAGGAGGAGAGGCACUGAAUGUGUUCUGCGGCCACAGAAGUUGUCGAGUUUGGCAGUACUUGCUCGAGAUUCGCUGUCACAGAGAGGUGAAUUUCUGUAACGCCACUUUACGGAGCCGCUCUUCAGAGAGUGCUCUCGUUUCUGUGAGGUGUGAUUUCCUUUUUCUGAGCAGGAGGAGUAGAUGUUGUGUCCCAGGCAUCGCGGUGAACUGAGAACUCGAAUGUGGCAGCGUAUCUUGAAAACAGAUUUUGGUUUUAGAGCUACUUCUCUUUUGAAGUGGAAACGUACAAGCCUCAUUUAAUGCUCUUAAGUGUUUCAGGGUGAAAUCCAGGAUUUCUGGGUUGUUGUCCUUCAACGUGAAUGUAGUAGAUUUAGAUGGCAGAACUCAGCUGUUCAUCUUACUAUUAACAAUGAGAAUUUCUUGAAAUGACACCAAUAAUGCAAAUAACUGUGUUUGAGAAGAUACAGCGUAUUUACCACUUACCGCAACGAAUGUCUGUUUUAACUCUUGCAGGUGUCUGUUGUGUGUUUGCGUGUGGUCAACACUGCUGCGGACUUGCUCGAAGUGCUUCUUGCAUUUAGAGUGAGUUCUCUAGCGGCAUCUGACGUGAGUCGCUUGCAAGCGCAGAGUUUUAAAGGAAAGAAACUUUAACUGCUGGGAAUUCAAACGUGCCCAACGCCAAAAAAGAAGCACUAACAUCGUUUGUGUCCAACACUUCGAGUUGUGAAGCACAGUGUUCGUUAUGCUGACACACAGCAGACGCCUGUUUUUAAAGCCCAUAAAACUUGGGGUCAACACAGCUUGUCAAAGCAAACUCUUGACAGCUAGCGGGGGCGGUGCGGGAUCCCUUUCAGGAGGAGCAUCUUGGGUGCCCUUCCUUUUUUCCUCGUAAAAUAACAGUGGUUGUACCUGCCACUGGCUUUUGUAAGUCAAAGUUGUGCUGCGCUGGAGGGCAAUAAGGAAGAGGCAAGGCUGUGUUUGACGCCAGGUUUUCGGGUUUCUUAUUGAACGGAGUACCUGCUUCUUUAAAUCUGGUUUAUUUGUGGUUGCUGCUCUUGUUUUGUAAGCAAGGAUUUUAACACCCUUUGAGGGUAUUUAAUGUCAAAACAUAGUUGACUGGCAAUAUUUUCUUGCCGGCACUUAGCCACAUGCUGCCACCACGUCUGGUACAGCUUUGGCGGCUGUGCUGUUCUCUUAGGCUCCCAAGUGUGCACCAUCGGAGCAGCUGUCCACUAAAAGUCAUCUUGGCCAGGGCUGAGCGCGAGUAGAAGUCCGUCUAUAAUAUCACUUCUGUAUAGAGCAAAACAGAUGUAGCAGAAUUCAGCUCUCUUGUCGUAUUUGGCAUUAUGUUGCUCUAGCCAGAGCUCAGUAUUUCUUCGAACUUUAUGUGCAGCUGACGUUCCUAUAUUUCACGAGUUAGUUUGUUGAAUUAGUGUGGAAAAAGGAUGUCCUUUUCCUGAAUCAUUUUGUAGCCGUGCUUUAUGCUUUGGGGAAAGAACCUCAAAUGACUCAUACUUUUGUUUAAGAUUUUAUUUAAUUAUUAUUUUUUUUUAAAUUGGAAACUUUACGCAACUUCCUUGGGUGCUAGCCAGUGGCUUUGUUUGCUCCGGUCUAGUGCGUGGUCUGCUGCGGACUGGGAGUGCAGCACGAGCACCGAGGUUACCAUCAGCUCUGGAGGUUUCAGGCUCCUGGCUUAUGACUCCUGGUGCAUCCUUUUAAGCAUUGCAGAGGGAGAAGCGAUUUAUGUGCCAGGCAAAUCUUAACCCUGUUUUUUAUACGGCUGUCGAAAGACUGAAAUACUUUGGUGACAACUUGCUCAACCUCCUGUGGAGGGUGGAGAAGAGAGUUUAGGCUUCCCGCGUUGGCAGUGGAACGAUCUAGUUGAUGGUAACUGAGGUGAAAAGGCCUUAAGUAUUAAUGGGAAGGAGGAAUCGAUGAAAAUUGUGAAGACAGGUUCAAAAACUCUGAGGACUCAGGGAAAAUGGCUUGGAAAAUCGUAGCUCCUGGCUUUUAAGACAAACAGUGCUGAGGGCAGUACUCGUGGGGAGUCUGCUGUACGCCUGUUGAACAGAAACAAGAGUGGAGGAAAUCGUUGCCAUGCUACAAUUACAGAGUUUUUGGGGUUCUUUCCCCCUUGUCUCCCCUUUUUCUAACGACUUUCUGCAGAUAGCACCGAAGGACAGGUAUUCCAAUGAGUUAUAAAAGGAAUGAUGAGAUGAUUUUUAUAUCAGGCUUAAAGCAGACCGUAUUGUUCAGAGAAUGGUUAAUUGAAUAUACAACUUCCUGUAGUUUUAAUGGUGUGAAAAUGAUGGAUGAGAAAUCUUACUUGAAUAGUAACAGUUUUAAAUGAUAUUAGGUGUGUCUUUGAUUUGCCCUCUUUAAUAUUGGAAUUGCCUGCUGUUGGAAUUAUGCAGCAAAAUAAUAACAAAAGAGAGCCUUGUAAACACUACAUUUCACAUUUUUGUUGAUAAGUCGCCUUCAGGAAAUGUUCUUUGAGGAAAGUCAACCGAAUUGUCAAAGAUUCCGUUGAUUUUUCUCAUGGUUAAUUAUUUUGACAUGUCCCAUUAACUGUUGCUGAAAGUUGAAUAACCAUCAAUACUGUAAGCCUAGUUUAACCUCGGUCCAAAACCAAGCCCUGCACUACUUGUUAUGCAUCUAUACAUAGAAGGUGACUUCAUUGCAAGGUUUCGUGCCCGUGGGUGGUAUGACGUUGGGAGGCGAAAAUCUGUCGUAUACGUUUGUAUUGAAAUAACAUUUUCUUUCCUCCUGCAAGCAAAGCUGGUGGACUGCAGAAGACAACCGCAUGGGAUACCAAGCUCUAAUGGACCUUUGGGAAGAGAAGCUGUGGCUUGUGUGGAAUUUACAUGGGCCCCUUGAUGGAAGAAAGCUUAUCUGUUUAGUAUUUGUGCAUUUUACUAAAAUGGCAGCUUUAAAAAAAAAAAAAAAGUUGUGUAUCUGCUAUUGUGAUGCCAAUGCCCGUGUUUUAAGUGGAAAAAAAAUGACCUCUUUGCUUUGUGCUGUGUACACAAGAUUGCUGGAAAAGUAAAGGAAUACCCUUUUUAUGGCUCACACAGCUUAAAAGUAGCUGUCACUCAAACAUGCGCUCACAGUUGAGCUGAUUUUGUUUCAUUCUAAAUAAAUUGUUUCUUUUGAG